UACCGAUUCCAGAAACUAUUUCCAUUUUCAAGGUCCACUUCUGAUUGGCGUAUUUAUAAAUGGCUGCCCACCUGGGGUCUAGAGCUAUGUAUUCCACCAAAAUACAACUCUUAUGACGUCACGACAUAGCUUCACGUCCAUCGCGAUGAUGUAGGCGUGACAACAAAGGCAGAACAAAAGGGCACAUCCAUGAACGGCUUGGUCUCCUCUCCCGGGCCGGACGGGACUGUCUCUACGUGUGACAAGCAGAAAUUCUAUUUCCCCAAUUUCCAGUUCCAGUGCCAGGUACAAACAAUUACUAAGGGAACCGUAGCAAACAAGCCAUUACGUAGAUAGCUCCAAGAUCUUGGAAUAACAGGAAGCUUCCAUGAUUGUGCUGUCUCCAUUGAAACACCGAUCUUCAUGGUAUUUCAGCUUUAGCUGGUCCUUUCAUUCCAACUCUUUUCUCUUUUUAUACCUUUUCGAUUAUCAGAUGAAAUCAGCUUGGUCUGGUUGCAGCAGUUACUCGCGUGCUUCUAAUUGAACUCUACUCCAUCACAUUGACAAUGUUCCGUACCUCAUCUCGCUCCCUUUGGGGCAUUGCCUCGAGAGCUUCUUCCAAUAGAGCUUCGCAAUUCCUCCCCCGUGCAUCGAUUGCGCCUCUUUUGCGUCAACAGCGCGCCGUAUACUCUAGCAAAUCCGACGACGAGAAUCCUCCUCCGCCCAAGCAGCCCAUUGACAUUGAAGCUGAGCGCAAGCGGGGACAAGAGCUCCUCCAAUCCAACCCAAGCGUUGUUUCAUCUAAGAGUUCAGUCGCCAAUGCUGCCUCUACAGCACAGGGCUCCAAGAGCGCUGAUCAGGACAUGACUAACGAGCUCAAGCAUGAUAUUGACGUUGUCAAAGAUACCUUCACCUUCACAGAUGUUCCGCGCGAGUCGAGCAUCCUCGGUUUGGCUGGUACACUGCCCUACCUGGGAACUUCGCUUUCGACCGUCUUCCUCGCUUGGGACUUGAACAAGCCCAUUCCUACAGGCAACACCUUCUACGAUGCUAUUAUGAUCGAUCAUGAAACAGCCAAGUACCUGCUGAGCGUAAUUGAGCCUCUCCAGCUUGGAUACGGCGCCGUCAUCAUCUCUUUCCUUGGCGCUAUUCACUGGGGCCUCGAGUACGCUGAGAAGCAACCCCUUCGUGAACGAACCCGUUUCCGCUAUGGCAUGGGCCUUGCAGCUUCUAUCGUCGCAUGGCCAACUCUUAUGCUCCCCGUAGAGUACGCUCUCACAUCUCAAUUCAUGGCUUUCGUAGCCCUGUACUUUGCCGACUCCCGCGCUGCGACAAAGGGUUGGGCACCUCGAUGGUACGGCUCAUACCGUUUCCUUCUCACAGCUAUGGUCGGCUUUGCUAUCUUUAUCUCCCUCAUCGGCCGCGCCAAGAUCAAGCAAGGCGAUGCCAUCACUGCCAAGGGUCUGAGCGACAACUUCGCCAGGUCUGGUAUUGCUGAUCACAGCACCAACUGGGAGAAGCUAGAGGCUGAGGAGAAGGCUCGCCGACGAAAGCAAAAGGAAGAGGAAGAAAAGAAGGCUAAGGAAGAAGAGAAGAAGAAGAAGGAAGAGGAGAAGAAGGGAAAGAAGAAGAAUGGUAAAGGUGAUGACAAGGUCAAGAAGGGUGACGACAAGAGCAAGGCUUCUGAAGAGGGUGAUAAGAAGGGCGAGCAGAAGAGCGAGAGCAAGGACAAGGAUGCUGAGAAGAAGGAAGAUGGCAAGAAUGAAGAUAAGGACUCUGAGUCGAAGGACGAAGGUGAGUCCAAGGAUGAGGACAAGAAAGCCGAAUCUGAUGAAGAGAAGUCUGACAAGGACGAGAAGUCUGAGGAAUUAUCUGACAAGGAGUCAAAGGACGACUCCGAGCAAAAGUCCGACAAGAAGGAUGAUAAGAAGGACGUUAAGAAGGACAAGUCUGAAGACAAGGAGGACAAGUCCGACAAAAAGAAGGAUGAUAAAUCCAAGGGUGAGAAGGACAAGAAGGAAUAACUUGCUGUCACAAUGGCCAGGUUGAGCUGAAGCGCUUAGCGAUCAUAACGGAGUUCUGGGAUUUACUGUAUUUAUUUCUUACUAGUCGGUUAAUGAAUUGAUGCCACAAGAUACGACGUUUAAACUAUGUUUGACUUGACAAAGACUGGCAUCACGGUUGAAAGA
Messenger RNA from Fusarium verticillioides 7600, 2168 nucleotides. RefSeq lists its product as hypothetical. The transcript is spliced from 3 exons. NCBI's taxonomy places the organism in Eukaryota, Fungi, Ascomycota, Sordariomycetes, Hypocreales, Nectriaceae. The record is from RefSeq and is a predicted model, not a curated record. Bases 546 to 2003 code for a protein of 485 amino acids.